GCGGCCGCGCGCCCUGCAGCCAUGGCGGGGGCAGAGCCGCGGCUCGGAGAGCACUGAGCAGCGGGCGGGGAUGGCGGAGAAACCUUCGGCGCUCUUCGUGAAGCUGUUCGCCGCCGGGUUCUACGGCGCCAGCUCGUUCCUGCUGGUGGUGGUGAACAAGAGCGUCCUGACCAACCACAGGUUCCCCUCGUCGAUAUGUGUCGGAAUAGGACAAAUGCUGGCCACGGUGAUCGUGCUGUGGGUGGGCAAGGCUGCCAGGGUGAUCACCUUCCCAGAUUACGACCACAGCAUACCUCGCAAGACAUUUCCUCUACCUCUCCUUUAUGUGGGAAAUCAAAUCACUGGUCUGUUUGGCACAAAAAGACUAAAUUUGCCGAUGUUUACGGUCCUCAGGAGGUUCUCCAUCUUAUUCACAAUGCUGGCUGAAGGAUAUUUGCUCAAGAAGAAAUUCUCCAGGCCCGUCCAGCUGACGGUAUUUACAAUGAUCCUUGGGGCUUUCAUAGCUACAAGCGAUGACUUGUCCUUUGACCUGCAAGGCUACGUGUUCAUACUCCUGAAUGAUGUUCUGACUGCAGCCAACGGAGCCUACGUUAAACAGAAAUUAGAUGCGAAGGAGUUGGGAAAAUAUGGAUUAUUGUACUAUAAUGCAUUAUUUAUGUUCGUUCCCACCCUGCUGCUGGCUCUUGUGAUGGGAGAUAUGCAGAAGGCGGUGGAAUAUGAUGGCUGGUCAAACAUGUUUUUCCUCUCCCAGUUCAUCCUCUCCUGUGUCAUGGGUUUUGUUCUGAUGUAUUCCACUGUACUAUGUACCCAAUACAACUCUGCAUUAACAACUACCAUUGUGGGGUGCAUCAAGAAUGUUCUGGUGACAUACAUUGGGAUGGUGUUCAGUGGAGACUACAUUUUCUCAUGGACUAACUUCAUAGGUUUGAACAUCAGUAUUGCUGGCAGCCUGGUGUACUCCUACAUCACGCUGACGGAGGAGCAGCCCAGCAAAACCAGCGACAACGCCAAGCUGGACCUCAAAGGGAAGGUGGUCGUGUGACACACACUGGAUUUUAGAGUUUUAUAUUGAUAAAUGGGGAAAAAAAGAGAGAAUUGUUUUUAUUACAACUUUAAUUUAAAAGUAUUUUAUCAGAAAAAGCAUGGGGUGGGUUAAAAUGACAUUCCAGAAACUUCCACCGCGUCUUUUUUACGGAAGUGGAGCCACGUUGUCAUCACGCCUUCCUUGCUGCUGCCGCCAUGGUUACGACACCCUCCAAUGGGAUUGUAGGCAGAUUUUUAGAUGGUUUUUAUUUUCAAAUAACUUUGAUGAGGUACUUUUUGAGUACUGAGAACAAGGGAACAUGGAACUGGUGUUAUUCAUGUUCAAAGUGUUUUUGUGUUUUGUUUUUGACACUUCACAAUUCUGUCUUUGACGAUGUUUUGUUUCUUGAAUGCAGAAAUGAACAGCUGGAGCACAAGUGUGUACAGACACGUUGCAGGGAAAUUAAGUAAUGGUUAUUUUAAAGGCGUACGCAUUUUUAUUGCCUUCUCUGUUUUGCCGUUUACAAGGAAUGUAACUUUAGAGGCCUUCUGAGCUCAGUGAGAUGCACUGACAUUUUCUGUUGUUCAGUCUUUAACCUUGAACUUUAUUUGUGCAAAUACUGUUGUAAACGUAUUACAAAUAGACAGUACUGAGGUGGUAUCACCUUUUAAUUCAAACAACCAAAGUGGGUGAGCAGUGACUUCAGGUUAGUAAAAGUCAGUGGGUUUAACGAUGUUACUGACUUCUUUUUUUAGCGGGAGAUAAUUUAAGAAGACCGUUUACAUUUAUUUCCAUUAGUAUCACAGAAUAUGUUAUGUUUUUGUUUUUGCUUAUUAUCACAGGUUCUAUCUAUGUAGAAUUAAAAAGCAGUAUGUAUAGUGUGUAAGCAAGAAUGCAUCGUGAGCUUUGUUUGCUUUUGUUUUAUUUCUGCCCAUUUCAUUAUAAAUGUUUUUUUUCUUUUUUUCAAUUUUUAUUUGACACAAUAUUCUCGCACUUUUAACUAAGGUAGCACCUGGGAAAAGGUGGAAACAAUCUUUCACCUGCUGUUACAUUUGCUGAGAAGACUCAGACUAAUGUCGUUUCCUGAAACAUAACUUUCAGGUUUUAAAGUAUUACAACUGGUCCUUGGAUAUUUGAAUGGUUACGAUAUUAAUGACUUUUUAACUGUUUUUCCCGAUUUCUAUAUGCUUCAGUUUAUAUUUAUUACUUGUUUGUUUCUUGUUUUUUUUUUAGGCUGAGUCCCUUUGUAGGUAAUGUGAACUGAUGAUGCUGGUAUAAUUUCAAACAGUAAUUUGUAGCCGAAGAACAAUGAUGUAUUUUUACAUUAAAAAAGAACAACCGUG
This is a messenger RNA of Cololabis saira (Pacific saury), 2367 nucleotides long. RefSeq names its product nucleotide sugar transporter SLC35D2-like. The transcript is spliced from 12 exons. Gene Ontology annotation, molecular function: antiporter activity; GDP-fucose transmembrane transporter activity. Gene Ontology annotation, cellular component: Golgi apparatus. Lineage: Eukaryota; Metazoa; Chordata; Actinopteri; Beloniformes; Belonidae. The record is from RefSeq and is a predicted model, not a curated record. Bases 71 to 1042 code for a protein of 323 amino acids.